AUGGAAACCUACCACGGCCACGUACGCACGCCCAAUGACGCCAUCAUACUGUUCGAGGCCUGCCGCAUCGGUAUAUUGCCCCGAGUGCAGCGUCGCCUCUCGGAAAAGGAGCGCCAGCAAAUCAAGUCCGGCUCGGUGUUUGUCUGGGAUGAGCGCGAGGCGGGCAUGCGGCGGUGGACAGACGGCAAGUCGUGGAGUGCGAGUCGCGUCUCGGGCAGCUUCCUCACCUACCGAGAGAUGGAAGGCAAGCGCGGCGGCAGCGCAGUGCCCACGGCGCCCGUCGCAAAGAGGGCGAGUGGAAAGUCGCCUGAUGGCUCAUCCAACGGUGAUUCGGAAGGCGAGGGGCCCGAUGGCUAUCGCUACAAACCCGACGGUCUGAUGAAGCAGUCUUUCAGCAUCACCACGUCCAGCGGCCAGCACCUCCACCUCAUCAGCUACUACUCGCGCUCGAAUUCAAACAACCUCACUCAGCCGACCAACGACGCCCAACUGCGACACAUUCGCCCCCCAAAGAACAUGUACCCAGAGUCAACCGUCAACGAAGCCCAGGCGGUCACGGCCGUCACUCGUGGGCCCAUGCCUGGCUCACCAUACAGCGCAGCAGCCCAUAGCAUGGGCCCAGCGUCACCAUACACACGCGCUGGCCCCGUUGCGCCCAUGUACGCCGUGCCCGUAUAUCCACCCACACCGCCAAACGGCACGCCUCCUAUGCAUUACUAUGCCCAACACCCGUACUUCUACCCAGGUGUCAUCUACGCUCAGCCACCCUACCAUGCACAGCCGGGCCACGUUUUUGACCGCGCCCCUCCCCAAAUGCACCAUGCCCAUGCGCCACCUGGUCACCACCCCAUGCUCAUGCAGCACCCUGCCUACGCGCACGCUGCGCACGCCGCCCAGCAGUACAUGGCUGCUACCCCUCCAGCACGCACACCGUCUACCACUGAACAAGGACACCACCCACAUACUGCUACUGUCGCGCCUCCAGCGCCCGUUGCCUCCCUCCCCGAGCAAGGGCCCCAACUGCCGGCCAUCAAUGGCAUCGCGCCUCUGACUGGAGCCGGUGCCAACAACGCGAACAAGCCACCGACUCCUGAGCCUUCCGAGAAGACACCCUCUCAAGCGCCCGAGUCCAACCCGCCCGUAAUCUCGCGCCCUCUUCCCACCCUGGGCUCGCUGCUCAACUGCGAUGGGCCAGACAAGGAGCCACAAUGCAACACCAGCCGUUCUGGUAGCCGAAGCCCAAACACGGCAUCUAGAUUCCCUCGCGAUCUCGCACCAGAGAGACUUGCGAAGAACAGCUCUGCGGCAGACAGUAGUGCAUUGAACAAGCUGAACAGUGUAUUUGUCCGAUCAUAG
Molecule: messenger RNA, 1356 nt
Organism: Plenodomus lingam JN3
Lineage: Eukaryota; Fungi; Ascomycota; Dothideomycetes; Pleosporales; Leptosphaeriaceae
Molecular function (GO): DNA binding
Source: RefSeq, a predicted model, not a curated record